This is a messenger RNA of Coturnix japonica (Japanese quail), 1801 nucleotides long. RefSeq names its product dynein 2 intermediate chain 2 (gene DYNC2I2). The record is from RefSeq and is a predicted model, not a curated record. Gene Ontology annotation, biological process: intraciliary transport. Lineage: Eukaryota; Metazoa; Chordata; Aves; Galliformes; Phasianidae. Gene Ontology annotation, cellular component: ciliary plasm; cytoplasmic dynein complex. Gene Ontology annotation, molecular function: dynein light chain binding; dynein heavy chain binding.
CCUCCCGUCCCCAACAUGGCGGCCUCGCAGCUCACUCACCGCGCGCGUCGUGACGUCAUCCCGCAGCGCCUCUCUGUUUCCGUGGCAACGGGCGGGCGCGGAGCGGCAGCUCUGGUGGCCACGACCCCCCCCGCCGGCGCCGCCAUGUUUGUGGACCAGACGGUGCCCGGCGCCGCGGUGCAGUCGCUGUGGAGGAGCGCCCGGAACGCGCGAUGCGAGGCGAAAAGCUGCCAGACUGUGGAAGUUGUGACAGCGGAGGCUGCGGUGCAGUCCCGGAGCAGCAGAGAUGUGGCUGUGCAGGUGGAUGGCAGCGCUGUGCCAGACAUCCAGCAAGGAACCCGUGUGGAUGAGGGCGCUGUGCUGGCGUUCCUCCGCAGAGUGGAGGGGGUUGUUAUCAAAGAACUGAACAAGAACGUGACAAGUCGCGCCUUCGAUGGCUUUGACGUGAGCUGGACGGAUCAGAACACAACAGUGCUGUGUUUGCAUACACUGUCAUACCCGGAGGCUCAGCAUCAACACCUGCAGGUUACUGGUGUCUCAUGGAAUGCAACAGGAUCUGUCGUAGCCUGCUCAUACGGCCGGUUGAAUGAUGGGGACUGGAGCACAGAGAAAUCCUAUGUCUGCACCUGGAAUCUGGAUAGAAGGAGGUUGGAUCCGCAGCGCCCCGACCUUGUGGUGGAUGCUCCCAGUUCUGUCAUGUGCUUGGCCUUCCAUCCCUCCCAGCCUUCACUGAUAGCUGGCGGUCUGUUCAGUGGGGAAGUGCUGGUGUGGGACACCAGCAAACCAGAAGACCCCUUGAUCUGGCGGACAGGAAUGACAGAUGACACUCACACUGAUCCAGUCUAUCAGGUUCACUGGCUGCCUGAUGCCAAGCAUGGAAACCACAUCCAGCUCAUGAGCGCAUCCACGGAUGGGAAGAUCCUGGUGUGGAGGGAGGAGCGAGAUGGGCGGCUGGCCGUGGCUGAAGGCUUUGCCCUGGUGGCUCAGCAGAUCCCUCGCAGCGCUCAGCUGAAGAAGCUCGUGUGGGGAGAGGUGGCAGUGGGUGUGACAUCAUUCUCCUUUUCACACUUCGAUCCCCACGUGUUCAUUGUUGGUGUGGAAGGCGGCUACUCACUCAAGUGCUCCACCACAGCAGACAGCCCAGCUCCCCGCCGCACUGCAGGUUCUGUGCCCCUCAGAGCACCAGCCGAGCUCGCCUUCUCCCCACACAGUGGGCCGCUGUACUCCCUCAGCUGCUCCCCCUUCCACAGGAAUCUCUUUCUGAGCUGUGGGACUGACGGACGUGUUCACCUGAGCUCCAUGUUGCAGACACAGCCCCUCAUUUCUCUUCAGCUGUCUACAAAAUACCUCUUCUGUGUUCGCUGGUCUCCCGUCCGACCUCUGGUCUUUGCAGUGGCUUCUGGGGAAGGAGAUGUGCACCUGUUUGACUUGGAGAAGAGCUCCCAGAAGCCUGCAGUGUCCAUAAGGCAGGCUGUGAAUGAAUGCCCCGUGUACUGCUUAGAAUUCAACACCAAGCAAACUCAGCUCCUGGCAGCAGGGGAUGCUGCUGGGACAGUCAGAGUCUGGCAGCUGAGUUCUGACUUCACCGAGCAGCGGCCCAGGGAAAUGAAUCACCUGGAGCAGCUGGUGAGUGAGCUCACAGACUGAGAGCAGCACAGCAACUGCACACAGCUCCUGAGGGCUCUGAGUGGGGAAAGCUGCUCACUGAGCCCACUGAACACCCAACUGACUACAGUGGAGUUUCAUCCAUGUGACAGAGCUGCAUUUCACCAUUAAACACAAGAUGUGGUUCGACCAGUAA